CCUCACGGCUUCCCCAAAAUGGCAGCGUUUCAGUCGCCACGAGCUGCGAACGCAGCCGAUAAUUGCCGAGCGUCGCCGAGCCCAGUAGAUGCACAAAGCAGCACCACGGGAAACCUCACUCCUGUUGUCCGCCGAGCUGUGCUGUUGUCGCCUUCUGUUCUACCGCGGUCGUUAAAAGGAGAGAAAAGGUGGUUUACCACAAAAAAAAACAACAACACUUCUCUGCAUCCUCAUUUGACGAAGACUGACAAAGAUGAUGAGAGGGAUGGCGUGUGUGUUGCUGGGCAACCUGCUCUUCACGGUUGCAUCAGCGUCGCUGAAAGUCAGAGAAGAACACAGGACGGCCUUCUUCGGCGAAGAUAUUCACAUCGACAUCCCGCCCGGCGACGUCGGCGAGGUGGUGUUCACACCCAGGACCAAUAAGUCCUCCCAUGUGGUUCUUCUUCGCUCGGGCGUAGUGGUGGACCAACGAGGGCGCCUCAAUUCUUUUGGCCACCUGGUGUUGGAGGACGUGCAGGAGGAGGACGAGGGCGUCUACUUAGUCAGCAAAAGCGGCCAUCUGCUAAAGCGCCUUGUCCUCAUCGUCAGAGACUGCGCCGUGGAGCAGGUGGUCAAAUACGGAGACACGUACUACAUCCACUUGAACCAGGUGAAAGGUCCAAUCAGCCUGGAGUUCAGGCCCGGUCCCGUCCUGCACAUCAAUCAUUCAGACCCGCUACACGCUACGGAGCCGCCGGCCGUGCUCCUGUACCCCCAGCCGCUGGGGCUGGCCGACGCUUACGCCGGACGUCUGAGCGUGUCGGAGAAAAGCGUGGCGCUGCACUCGGUCAAGAAGGCGGACGAGGGGAGUUUCACCGUGCUCGACUUUGAGGACAAAGUCCGGAGGAGGAACUGCCUCCACGUGCGAGAGCACCAGGACUUCAUGCGCCCUUCAAAUGGAGAGGACGUGGCCAUGAAGCUCUACUUACCGCAUUCCAACGUCAACGUGGUCUACAGGCCCAAAGCAGCCCAACAGGGCCGGCUGGUCCUUGAGCAGGGCGUUCUGGUGACAGCUCAGGACCCCCAGCUGGAGGGGCGCUUGAAUGCAGAGGGCUCUGUGCUGGUCUUGAAGAAGGUGCGCAUGUCUGACGCCGGCGUCUUCAAAGUCACUGACCUGGCCGGGUUCCCUGUGGCUCACAUCUACGUCGACGUGGUCGCCUCCCAGCUCCCGCCGCUGACGGUGGCCAUCAUGUCCAUGCUGAGCUUGAUCGCCGCCAUGCUGCUGCUCUGCCUGCUGUCCUGCCUCUAUAAAGUCCACAAGAGGAACAAGAAGAACCAGAAGCUGACGCUGCUCGCCCAGCAGGCCAGCAAAGGGGAGGGCGAGGCCUUCAGACAGGUGGUGCAGGAGGCGUACACCAGGUUCGCUGAGGAGUCGGCCGUGCAGUCGGCGUGCGACAACCCAUCAGAGGCCACCGAGGUCGCCAUUAAGGGCUUGGAGGUGUCCAAACCGGGCCGCUACCAGGCUCUCACCUCAGAUGUUAACUUCCUGGAGAUGAGUGACUCUGGAGUUGAGUUCACCUCCUCGGGCCUCCCUCUGGACAGCGACACGGACGCCGUCACCUGCGCCUCCCACAAGCCCCUCCUCAGCGCUCAUUACCUGGGUCGCCGUGACAGCCAGGAGGCCACCCUGGUCCCCGACGGCGACCUGAGCGCCGCCCGAACCCCCGAUUCGGCCACGAUUGCCAGCCCUGCUGCCUCCGGCAAUCACUCAUUCUCCGUGGCGUCGCCCGAGACGCCUCCGGUGGGUGGAGCCGGGUCCGCAGAAAGGGCGGGAGCUGCUGAGGAUGGAGAAGAAGCUGGGCGGAAAGAGGAAGUGGCUCAGAGCACCUGAAAGGUUAUCAACUCGGUCACACGCGUCCAACACAAGAACAAUCAUGGAGCCGGACAUCAGUGUCAACAAGAAGAAGCUUUUCAACGAGCCUUUGCACUUAAAGCACAACAACAACAACGCGGGCAAUGCAUGCGUUUAACAUAACCACGGAUUGUUUAGACUAGGAAAGGACUGCAUGUGAGCCAAAAAACUAGAUUAGAUGAAAAGUUCUCCCCUGGGACUUUGUUGAAGCAGCCCUUCUUGAACGAUGAGAGGGGUGGACGUGAAACGCAAUAGCGUAAUAACUUACUUAUACUGAACAAAAAUAUAAACACAACACUUUUGUUUUUGCUCCAAUUUUUCACGGGUUUAACUAAAAGAUCCAAAAAUUUUACUAGAUGAGCUUCCCUGAGACGGUUUCUCACAGUUUGUGCAGAAAUUCUCUGGUUAUGCAAACCAAUUGUCCGGGCAGCUGGUCUCAGACGAUCAUGGAGGUGCGCCUGCUGGGUGUGGAGGUCCUGGGCUGGUGUGGUUACACGUGGUCCGCGGUUGUGAGGCCGGUUGGAUGUACUGCCAAAUUCUCUGUGCAAUAAUCACGCUGUUUAAUCAGCAUCUUUAUAUGCCACGCCUGUGAGGUGGGGAUGGAUUCUUGGCAAAGAAGAAAUGCUCACUAACACAGAUUUGUGAACAAUAUUUGGGAGGAAUAUGUAAAAGUUUUAGAUCUUUGAGUUUAACCCGUGAAAAAUGGGAGCGAAAACUUAAGUUUUGCGUUUAUAUUUUUGUUCAGUGUAUAUUUUGACACAUACAUACUCACUUUAGGGGGG
Entelurus aequoreus (snake pipefish) is the source of this 2673-nucleotide messenger RNA. RefSeq lists its product as uncharacterized. The transcript has 11 exons. NCBI's taxonomy places the organism in Eukaryota, Metazoa, Chordata, Actinopteri, Syngnathiformes, Syngnathidae. The record is from RefSeq and is a predicted model, not a curated record. Bases 254 to 1870 code for a protein of 538 amino acids.